UGGUCACACAGAAGAGCCCCUCUCUACCCUCCCCUCCUGCGGUACUUUGCCUUCGAUUUUUAAUGCGAGAAGAGUUCAGCACUCUCUUCCCCCUGUGUACGCACGAACUAGCGCUAUCCACUAGGCCAGGAGCGGAAGCGAGAGAAAAACUCACUUUGCAAGAAAAGCUCGCUUCUUGCGCCGGGAUUCGAACCCCUGACCUGACCUCUAGAAGGUUUCGAGGUUACCGACUAGAUCACCAGGGCGACCGGCUGGUAGGAAUCGACCGCGUCGAGUGUUGGAUCAGUACGGACAUACGAAGGCUGGCCCCGAGGGGUCCGCAAGUCAAGAGAAAUCAACGACAGAUAUUAUUCUGGAAAUUCAAUCCUCCACUCCCUCUGCGCGCUAUGCGAGAUACGACCAAGAACACCAACAUCACGAUCGCGUUCGGGUGCAAGAGAACGACCGGGUUCUGCGCCACCCGGGAGAUCCGAGCGCCGCUCGCCUUGCGUAAGCCCCAACCGUGAGAAACUUCUUUCGCCAAGCCUGGCGAAUGUUUCGACCUUGAACGCGAUAAGUAAAGCGGAGCUGCAAGCAUGGGCAACACUGAGACACACAGUAGUGGACAAGGACAAGCAACAACCUCGUCAAUCGACAUCAACAGGGACACUCGAACGGGCUCGCCCAAACGAUGGUCUUACUGGAUAUCAACUGAACGUAGCAGGGUGGGCGCAGCAGCAGCAGGGUUCAGCAAGGUUAUUGCCGACCCCGUUGACGUCAUGGGGGAGAGAAACCGGUGGACAUCGUAGGACCGCCGAUGACUCGUGCGUCGGUGCAAACCGUGGGAGGAACUACAAUAAUAUUGAGAGAUGUGUUGGUGCAGGUCGACACGAGCUAGCUCGAGAUAGGGAUCUUGAUAUCAACAGGACGUAUCUCCAGGAGCUCGACGCUGUUCGUCAGAGGGAUAUCGAGAGGGGUCGUGAUAUUUCUAUUCGCUAUCUCCGCGAACACGCCAAACAGGCUAGGAAAGAAGAGAAAGCUUUCGCCAGGACGCUUUGGGCGGAAGCAAGGGCCAAUGAGGACAGCCAAAUCGAGAUGAUACACAAAGCGACCCGGUGGUCCCGAGACCUGGGCGAAAACACAUUGUAUGUGCCUCACCGAGUGAAGGGGAGGUUGCACGUCUUGAAGAUGGAGAACGGAGAUAAAGCGUCGAAAUUCGACCGUGAACAAGGGCGAGGCGGUUGCGGCUUGAGAUAUCUUGAUGAGUUCAGACCAACCAUUUCGAUCAACUCCUUUGUCAAGGGAGACUAUGCAAGAAACCACCUAAAGGCAAGGGGAUUUCAUCACGCAAGCUCUUGCGAGAUCGCCCUGGCGCAGCUAGCACUUGCCGUGAACUACACCAGCUGAUCAGGGAUACCGUCGAGCUUGUGGAUGUGCUGACCUCGCAGGCAGUAGAGCUAGAACAACAGGGGUGGAAUCGCCUGCCAGAACGAAGUCAGAUUGAUAAGCAAACGGGAU
This is a messenger RNA of Ectocarpus sp. CCAP 1310/34, 1497 nucleotides long. Lineage: Eukaryota; Phaeophyceae; Ectocarpales; Ectocarpaceae. The record is from the annotation of a GenBank genome assembly.